Molecule: messenger RNA, 3037 nt
Organism: Hypanus sabinus (Atlantic stingray)
Lineage: Eukaryota; Metazoa; Chordata; Chondrichthyes; Myliobatiformes; Dasyatidae
Gene: sf1
Product: splicing factor 1
Exons: 12
Coding region: 176-2071 (631 amino acids)
Biological process (GO): regulation of mRNA splicing, via spliceosome
Cellular component (GO): nucleus
Molecular function (GO): mRNA binding; zinc ion binding
Source: RefSeq, a predicted model, not a curated record
GUGCGCAGAUGCAAGGUCUAUUCUGACGUGCGCGGGGGCGCCAAGAUGCUGAAGGCGCAGUGAGGAGAAGGCCGAGGCGGACAAACGUGCUCCGAUUACUGGGCACCGUCGCAGUGAUUUGCGGUUGCCGGAACUCGCGCCGUCGGUGCAGGCAGGACGACGACUCGACUCACCGAUGGAGGAGCCGAGCCGUUUCUACAUGAUGUCUUCGUUCGGUCAGGCGCCGCGCGAGCGAGAUGACUUUGGGCAGAAGAGGAGGAAGAGAAGUCGCUGGAGCAAUGAGACAUCUGAUCAAAAGACGGUGAUUCCUGGAAUGCCGACUGUGAUUCCACCAGGCCUUACCCGUGAGCAGGAGCGAGCUUAUAUCGUGCAACUACAGAUUGAAGACCUGACUCGCAAACUGCGUACCGGAGACCUUGGUAUCCCCCCAAACCCUGAGGACAGGUCUCCUUCUCCUGAGCCCAUUUACAACAGUGAGGGCAAGAGGCUGAACACCCGCGAGUUCCGAACUCGGAAGAAGUUAGAAGAGGAGAGACACAAUCUUAUUCAGGAGAUGAUUGCCCUGAAUCCUGAUUUCAAACCCCCAGCGGACUACAAGCCACCAGCCACACGUGUAAGCGACAAAGUGAUGAUACCGCAGGACGAGUACCCGGAGAUCAACUUCGUCGGAUUGCUGAUUGGACCCAGGGGCAACACGUUGAAAAAUAUUGAGAAGGAGUGCAACGCCAAGAUCAUGAUCCGAGGGAAAGGCUCAGUGAAGGAAGGGAAGGUGGGUCGGAAAGAUGGGCAGAUGCUCCCCGGCGAAGAUGAGCCACUGCACGCGCUGGUCACAGCAAACACCAUGGAGAAUGUGAAGAAGGCAGUGGAGCAGAUCCGAGGUAUCCUGAAGCAGGGGAUUGAAACUCCCGAGGACCAGAAUGACCUGCGGAAGAUGCAGCUGAGGGAACUGGCUCGACUCAAUGGCACCCUGCGGGAGGAUGACAACAGGAUCCUGCGGCCCUGGCAGAGCACGGAGCCCCGAAGCAUCACCAACACGACGUUGUGUACAAAGUGCGGUGGGGCUGGACACAUUGCAUCCGACUGCAAGUUUUCCAGGCCAGGCGACCCACAGUCAGCUCAAGACAAGGCGCGGAUGGACAAGGAGUAUCUCUCGCUAAUGGCUGAACUGGGAGAAGCACCGGUUCCAACAUCGUCGACAUCAGUGGGACACCCAAGUACAUCGCAGCCCAGCGUCCCACGCACCACAGUCCCCAAUAACACCCAGCCGCAGAUUCCAAGCAGACCUCCGUGGAUGAACUCUGGCCCCUCAGACAGCACUAGACCUUACCACGGGAUGCACGGUGGCCCAGGAGGGCCGCACCCUGGCUUCCCGCCCCCGAUGCCCAGCAUGAGUGGACAUCCGAUCCCACACAACCCCAACGGGCCUCCGCCGCCUUGGAUGCAGCCGCCGCCGCCUCCGAUGAACCAGGGUCACCCACCUGUGCACCCACCUAUGAACAUGAUGCCCCAUCCGAUGGGGAUGAUGCCUCCACCUCCCCCACCGCCAGCCAGCCAGCCUCCGCCCCCGCCCACCGGCCCCGUCCCCCCUUGGCAGCAGCAGCAGCAGCAGCCACCGCCGCCACCUCCCAGCAGCAGCAUGGCCUCCAGCGCACCCUUACCCUGGCAACAGAGUGAAUACCAACACCACGACGACUACUGCGGCGACAGUCCCUCCGUGGCAGCAGCAGCAGCAGCAGCAGCCGCCUCAGGCCCAGCCCACGCCGGCCUCCAGUGCGGCCCCUCCUCCGCCGAUGCCUGCCGCCCCUUCUAUGGUUCCCCCUCCCCCUGGGGUCCAGCCUCCCCUCCCCCCCGGAGCCCCACCUCCACCACCCCCUCCUCCACCCGGCACGGCCGGUAUGAUGUACGCUCCCCCACCCCCUCCCCCCAUCGACCCCGGCAACUUUGUGAUGAUGGGGGUAGGCGUCCCAGCAAUGCCCCCCUUUGGAAUGCCCCCCGCUCCGCCCCCUCCCCCUCCCCAGACUUAAAAGACCCCUUCCUUAAUAACCCGUACCCUCGAAACAUGUACAGAUAAGGACAUUCACUCUAAAGCCAGUGUCAUGACUGACGCAGGAACUCGCCAAGACACGCUUUUUGUGGAAUUUUUUUUAAGAUUUUAGAACAAAACAAAUAGUAGGCACAACUGUAAAUGCUAGGGAGCAGCCUCUGUGUCUCGAGGGGACAGAGAGCCUGCCAUUGUGUCCAGCUCGGGGAAGUAUGGGAGUGCAGUUGGUUGUCGAUGAGGGGGUGGAACGAGAGGGAGGAUGGUAACGCCGCAAAUACACCGUCUCUGAACUGCGUCCGGCUGUGGCCAGCUCAUGAUCAGGCGAAGGGGUCGGAGUGACUCUUCCCCUCCCCUUACCCCCCCUUUUCCCUUUUAUUGAGGGCUUGCGUGUGUGCGAGUGCCUGUGUCUUGUGCAUUCCUGAAUCUGCCAGAAGCUGCAUCAGCGUUCUGGAGGUUAACAGGCUCAGCGUCUGCUGGAGGAAGUUGCCUCCGGUUGAACCAAUGCCCACUACAAACUGGUUGUUUGGGGAGGGGAGCGGGGAAAACAGGGAUCAAGAAUUUGCAUAGUUAAAGGCAGCAGUAUCACCUGCGGUUCUCUCCAUGGUACAACAAUCAGUUCAGAAAUGAGAAAGUUCCACUUGCGAAAUGGCUUUCCGGCUGUUUCAUAUUGGUAGCUCGCGCUGGGCCCCCGGGGCUCUUGGCAGUGGCUUGUUUCGGAAUGCGUAAUGCUAGUAAAUGUUGCACAGCGGUCGGGGGUUGAUUUUCUUUUCGUUGUUGUUACGCCAACCAAUGAUCUUUCCUGAUGUUCCUCGUCCCCCCCCCAUCCUCUCACCUGAUCUUUGGUGCUACAAGCAAGAGAUAUACGAGGAGGAGGAAGAGGUCUGUGCCUUCCUCCAAACCCCAAAUUCAGAAUUAUCAAGCACCCUCCUGCUGCAAGAAGGUGGAUGGGGCCUCUUGCUCCCUGCCAGAUCCUGAACCAGAGAGUCCGUGGGCCGU